UGGCACCUUAAGACUUGUAUUAGAUGUAUUCUCCAAGUCUUAGAAUGGACAAUUUGGUUCUUUCUACUUUUAGUCUGUGUGUGAUUUGUGUAGUUUUUCACCAGUAUGUGGCUAAUCCUCUUUGGGCAAAUGAAGAAACUACAACAGAAAGCAAAAUCUCUCCUGUGGAAGAAUUUUUGAAUGAUCAAACUGAAAAACCAAGGCAUGAUGGAGAGAUCACUCUCAAAACAUCUGAUGCACCAAAAGUGUAUCCUGGAGACUAUUUGUUUCAAGUAUCUGUUGGAGUGAAGUUUGUUGGUGCAAAUUUCAAAGAAUCUGAAGGGAUAGAGAGAAGAGUUGCAAGAUCUAUAAAAAGACUGGUUAGAGAAAAGCUUUCAACAUUUUCAUCAUUUAAAGAGUUAUUCCUUCUAACUAUUAAGAGGAUCAAUGCCCCAGGCCUGCUCUUUGUCUAUUGGUUAUAUUUCAGUCCUGGGGGAGAAGAUAUCUACAUUCCCCUUGAGAGUAGGAUAAACCAACUAUUGUUCAAGUCUGUAUCUAAUUUGCGACAUGGAAAAGCUGUAACAUUUUCAGUAUCUGUUGAAGAUGUGGAUGAAUGCAUCUCUGGGCUUUCCAUGUGUGAUCUUGAAGCCAACUGUUUGAAUGCUUUCGGUUAUUAUUCUUGUCAAUGCACCAAGGGAUUUGAAGACCCAUCUUCAACUGCUUCUAGCACCGGCUGUGUCAAGAAUGUGAAACCAGAAACGGAAAGAUUUUCAUCUCCAAUCACUUCUGCAUUGAAGAACUGUCAUAUGACCAUAGAGGGAGACUCCAGCAAAUGUCUUUCUCCAGCUUACCCUUGUGUUUAUGAUGAGUACCUUUGCAACUGGACUGCCACACAGAUUUCUGUUACAACAAACAUUGAAGCUGAUGGAAAACCACACACAGGCCAACCUAUAAAUUUGCUCAGUGGUGAAGCUACAGAACCAAUAUCUCAGGAUUAUGAGAGAAGAUGGAGUGGUACUAAUUUGCAGGAAUUUGCCCAACCAACAACUGAAAGAGGCAGCAUUUGGAAAUCCACUAAGGAAAGCAACUACUUUCUAGUUUCCAACCAUGGAGUACAAGUAUCUGCUAAACACCAUACAUCAGACUUUGAAAAUGUCCAUCUGUGCAAUUAUCUUUGCACACAGCCAUCCAGAAGGAACUCCAAAGGACUUCCUUCUACUCUGUUUGAAUUCUCCAGUGUAUUGACACCAUCAGUUUUCCAUGCAGGUUUUCCUGGAAGUGCACCUUCAGAGGGAAUGAUGUACAGAGGGAAUUCUGUAGAGUUUAACAGAUUGGAAGGAAUUUUAACAGAUCUCCUAGAAUCAUUUGACUCUACUGAAAGGUGGAUGGCAAUGGAGAGUAAGCUUGUUGUGUCUGAUGAUUGGGCUUCAACUAGCUGGAAUGUAGUUGAAAAUCUUGAAUGUGAACAUUUGGGGCAUAAAAGGACAUUGCCAUUAAAAACCUUGCAGACAUUUACCAACAUGCAAAGCAAAACUGAACACCAUGAGUUGUGGGAGCCUACGAGCUUACUGGCAACUGCCAAUUCUGGAAUGAGAGAAUCUGAAAUGGUCUACUCAGUUAGUCUUGAUAGAAUGGUAUCAUCUUUAUUAACUGCCUCAUUCCACACCCAUAUAUGGACGAAAGCUAAAUCCCAGGAUUUGUAUGUAUACAAGGGUGGUUUACAGACUUCUAUUUAUCAAACCUAUGAAAGAACUGUACAACUAAUUGCACCAACCCAUGUAUACACAUCACUGAAAAUAAACUCCAGCACGGUGACUGGAAAUGAGUCCUGGAAUUAUGAAUUGGAAUGGUUAAAAACGCAGAUCGUCAGUAGCGGGACCUUUAUUGAGCCAGUGUGGCAGGAUACUGAAGCUACAGAAAAGGAGACUGACAGGACCAGUUUUCUUAAUGUUCAAUAUGCAAAUAAUCCAUCUAUUUCACAGACUCUCUCGUGGAUGACAUUGGUACCAAAACUUCAAGACAAAGAUACAGAAAAUAUAGGUCAUUUAUUGGAAGUCUCUGCCAGAGUGGAAUUGUCAAAUGUGGUUUACAAGAAUUUUCAACGCUUGGAAAAACAGGUCCUGCAAUCUGUUCAGAAUCUGAUCAUGAACAAUCUGGUAUCAUUUUACCUGCCUCUUAAGAAAAUUCUUCCUACAGGUGCCAAAAGGGUCAAUACUUCAGGAUUCAAUUUUGCCUAUGAGCUGUAUUUUGGUCCAAAUGGAGAGAACAUCCAACACUCUCUACAGAUGCACAUGAAUAGCUUGUCAAACGAGUUGGUGGCUAACAUGAGGAAUGGACAAGUCCACUUGGUGUCAAUAUCAGUGAGAGAUGUUGAUGAGUGCAAAUCUAAGACUGCAGCAUGUGGCAAGGAAGCUAACUGUCUAAAUACCAUUGGUUCAUAUUUCUGCCAGUGUAAAUACGGAUUUGAUAACUAUUCAGUGGGACAAAAGCCCAAGUGCAUUGAAUUAGAUUCUGGCUUUUGGUCCUCAUUUGGCUUGAAGGAAAUCUUAAUUGCUUCUGCUAUAUGUGCAUUCCUACUUGUGUCAUUGGCACUAGCUCUCUGUUUUGUGAUGUUUAAAAGAUCACGCAAAAACUAUCUCAGAACUUGUGACACAUAUCCAGCUGGUGUAUCUGGAAGAAAUUUGUCUUCAGAAGAAUUGGAAAGCGAGGAAUCGUUAUUUAUCGUGCGACACAGAAGUGCCAAUUAUAUAUCAUUCAGAAAAUUUCAGCCAAUACCUGAAGAAGUGAAUGGUCAAGAAACUGAUUCAGAAGAGAUGAUCAACUUGCCUGCAAGAAAAACCUGGCCCGUUGUGAAGCUGCUUCCUUCAUGAAAGGUGUGACUCAAAUUGAAAAGAUCCACUGAUUUGGUUUUGAAACUAUCCAGGAGGAGUUGCGUAGAGCAUCCAGCAUUCCUUGAAUUAGGUGGUGAUAGUAUCUUCUGCAUGGCUUUUGAGGCUGGUUCUUGGACUAGGUGCUCAGAAUACAUUUAUCUUCACUGCAUUGUAUACAUUGUAUUGCUUGACACAUCAAUACCAUUACAGAACCUAAAUGAUGGGAAGGAGCUGGGAUCCAUACUUCCAUUCUUGUGCCAGUUCUUUGCAUUAAAAUGAAAACUAUUUGGACAUGUCUGGGCAAUGACUGAAAUCUGAUAUUCUGUCUGCUACAGAGAACUGAAGUCACUCUGCUUUUUAGUUGAUUUAGUUUUGUUAGUAUCUAAAAUAAUCCUUUAUUUUUCCAACCAUCAGGUUUUAAAAAUAAGUGCUACAGUGGAUCAUGGUGUAUGAAAGGCAAAAAUAAACCUGGUUACUUAUCACAUCUUGUUGGGCUUUAUUUUAAAUUUUUUUGAAUGCUGUAUGGCAUUUUUAUCUUUGAGUUGAGGGAUCACCUGAUGGAAUUCACAUUGCCUGAGUUCCUCUUUCAAAUUGUAUUCUCAUUUUAAUUCCACAAAACUUUUACUCCUGACUCUUAUUUUGUACCUGGUCUAAUAAAAGGGAGCUUGGCAUGCCCUUG
Molecule: messenger RNA, 3528 nt
Organism: Pristis pectinata (smalltooth sawfish)
Lineage: Eukaryota; Metazoa; Chordata; Chondrichthyes; Rhinopristiformes; Pristidae
Exons: 14
Coding region: 24-2849 (941 amino acids)
Molecular function (GO): calcium ion binding
Source: RefSeq, a predicted model, not a curated record